UUUAUCUUCUUUCUUUGGUUGAUCCUUGGACCGCCUUCAGCGUGGUCUUGUUGGCUGAAAAUAGAAACCCGGACACUUGGCGAUGACAGCAACCCCGAGGCUCGCCAUCUUACCAUGUCUAGCGACGGCGCACAUCGACGUAGGUAUAUAAAAAAUACACCAAGUAUCUUAGGCAUUCACCAACGUUUUUCUCGAAAUCAUGGGCCAAGCCUUCUCUGUGCCUUGCCAAAUCGAAAUAGCCGCGCCGCCAGCGACUGUUCGGUCUGUUUUCUUGGAUUUUCCCCGAUAUAAGGAGUGGCAAGAAGCAUGGACUAUCGAGCCCGUCGACUCGGGCAAGAAUCUGUCCGAAAUUGACACAGGCGACAGCCUCAGAGUUUCCAUGCAUGGAAUGGUGUUUCACCCAAUAGUAAUGGACAACUGCACUGAGUAUUUCGUUUGGGAAGGGUCGUUAUUCGGCCUCUUUUCUGUCAGGUUCACACCUAGCGAAGAGAACCCGGGAGGUACUACGUUUAUUCAAACUGAAGUUUUCAGGGGCCCCCUAACGGCCAUGGUCCCCGAAGGAUCGAGCGCACGAAAAGGACCUUCAAAAGGUUGGGAUAUGUUCAACAUGGCGCUUAAAAAGGAGUGUGAGAGAAUUAUUUCUGGCACUUAAACCCCAAGUUCUGCAGGCCAUGCUUUCAAGAUUUCUUUCCGCCAAUAUCUCUCUAUGCCUAAUACUAUAUACUGCGCUACGUCACCGAUAUUCGGUUAACAAAAUAGGAGGGUCACAGGGCAGAGUGAUGUUACCGCGCAGCGCUGCCAAAUACAUGACGUGUUCCUCCAGCGAAGCCUCGCAGCAGA
Messenger RNA from Durotheca rogersii, 840 nucleotides. RefSeq lists its product as uncharacterized. The record is from RefSeq and is a predicted model, not a curated record. The coding region runs from base 200 to 652 and encodes 150 amino acids. NCBI's taxonomy places the organism in Eukaryota, Fungi, Ascomycota, Sordariomycetes, Xylariales, Xylariaceae. The transcript is spliced from 3 exons.